Messenger RNA from Triplophysa dalaica, 1482 nucleotides. RefSeq names its product lysosomal membrane ascorbate-dependent ferrireductase CYB561A3. The transcript has 7 exons. The coding region runs from base 509 to 1252 and encodes 247 amino acids. Gene Ontology annotation, molecular function: oxidoreductase activity. NCBI's taxonomy places the organism in Eukaryota, Metazoa, Chordata, Actinopteri, Cypriniformes, Nemacheilidae. Gene Ontology annotation, cellular component: lysosomal membrane. The record is from RefSeq and is a predicted model, not a curated record.
UUAUCUAAACGACCGUGGGCUGUGGUUGGUUUUCAAGGAAGCAUAAUGUAACCUACACUGAAUCUGUUCUAUUGCCUUACGGUCCUCCUAAACAUUGCGUAUAUUUUUUGACCAACAAAAGCUCCCGCAUAGUCUCAGUUGGGUGAAUCCGUUGUUUCCACUUGUAAUUAAAUAUUUCACAUUUGAGAGUUAUAAGUGGAACGCUCUAAAUGCUCUCUAAUACGUUAAGUUUAAUGUAAAAAAUAAUUUAAUUUAUUACGCAAAAUUACUUGAACGUUAAUGUUUUUGGCACUACACUUCCCAUGUGUCCUUGCGGUUUUUACAGGAAAAUGGUACGUAAUCACCUAGACUUGUAAACAAGAGAGGUGCAUGUGCAAUGGGCCGAAAGUAAGACAAAGGUGAGAAAUGAUGGGGAAAAAUGGAAAGAGGAACUGAGACCGUCAAAAGCGUUGUGUCACGAGGUUCUUUUUGAUAUUUGGGCACACACACCAGCUGAAGAAUUCACACGAUGAGGGACAUUGUUACAUUUUAUGUAACCUAUCUCAUGUGCCUGUUGCUGGGGAUUACUUGUGUUGUGUUGGUAUCUCACUGGAAUUAUAGCUAUCGAGGGGGAUUUGCAUGGGAUGGCUCAAACAAGCACUUCAACUGGCAUCCAGUCCUUAUGGUCACUGGCAUGGUGGUUCUGUAUGGGAAUGCGGCUGUAGUGUACCGUGUUCCACUGACCUGGGGUCAGAAUAAGCUUCCAUGGAAGCUAUUACAUGCUGGGCUUCUGCUCCUUUCUCUCAUCAUGUCUGUUACCGGUCUUUGUGCAGUGUUCGAUUAUCACAACACAAAUCACAUCAACAACCUCUAUUCCCUUCACAGCUGGAUAGGGAUUUGUACCGCAGCACUCUUCACUGCACAGUGGGUUAUGGGUUUUACUGCAUUUCUUCUACCCUGCACCCCGAUGGGUGUACGUUCACUAGUAAAGCCAGGUCACGUUUGGAUGGGAGCAAUUAUUUUGGUUCUCAGCAUUGUGUCCUGCAUCUCAGGGAUCAAUGAGAAACUCUUUUUUGCACUAAAAGCAAACACCAAUGGGACGCUGCCUUAUUCCAUGUUGCCACAAGAGGCCGUCCUUGCUAAUUCUUUGGGAGUCAUCAUAGUAGCAUUUGGAUUGGUUGUUUUGAAAAUUUUAUCCAAUCAGAUAUGGCAACGUCCUGAGCCAGCCGAUGAUGAGGAAGUUUACAGGCCACUGGCAUAUGAUGGAAGCUGAUGUCCGCAUUGCAAUGUGAAUGUCCACAAUUAAUAAGUAUUUGUAUUUUGCCUGAUAUGUCCUCUUCAGUGGAGCCAAAGUCCCUGAAUACAACAGUUGGUCUUUUCAUUUUAGAUAAACAGCAAUACCUGAUCAGAACUUACAUAUAUUUUUCUUUUAUUUUGUUACGCCUUGCUGUACUUCAUUUAUUGUUUAAAAUACUAUGAAGAAUAAGACAUCAGAUACAAUCA